AUGUCUUCCUCAGAACAGCUCCCGAAAAACGAAGAAAGUACGAAACAUACGGAACAUGUGGUUACUCGUCGGCUCAAAGCUCCAUAUUUAAGCGGAUUUAUUCUACGAAUUAUGAUUUUCUUGAUGGAUUAUAUGCCAGGCGUUACUAGAUACUUAUUUUGGAACGCAGGACUUAAGGCAUUGCGGAAGUUAAGCAUUGAUGACUGUCCGACACUUAUACCACUUCCUCUACCAAAAGAAACAUUUGGAAUUGUGGAAACAAAGACAGUUGAUGGCUUAGAAAUUUUUGAGAAACAAAAGAACUUGCAACAGAAAGAUUAUUAUUCCUCGGGAUUUUUACGUGCAAGCGAUUUUCAUGAAGCAUAUCUUGCUAAAAGAGUCACUCCUCUACAAGUAUGCGAAGUGCUUAUAAACAAAAUUGAGGAAUCGCUUAAGAAAUGUAGUCCUCCACUUAAUGCCAUUAUUAAAUACAAACGCGAUGAUAUCAUCGCGCAAGCUACUGCAUCGACGGAACGAUACGCUAAUAAUAGUUCGUUGGGUCUGCUUGAUGGCAUCCCGAUAGCAGUUAAGGAUGAGAUUGAUGUCAAAGGUUAUGAAACUAAUGUUGGUACCAAGUUUAUAAAUUAUGGAAAUCCAGCUACUAGUGAUGCUACCAUCAUAGAAAGACUAAGAGAGAAAGGUGCAAUUAUUCUCGGGAAAACUUCAAUGCAUGAAAUCGGAUUUGGGAUCGAUGAUAUUGAACUUCUUAAAAUAUCUAGUUCUACAAAUAAUAAUCCAUUUGUAUGUACACCACGAAAUCCCUAUAAUACUGAUUAUUAUCCUGGCGGAUCGAGUGGAGGUAGCGGUGUUGCUGUUGCCUCCGGAUUAUGCCCAAUAGCCAUUGGACGUGAUGGUGGAGGUUCUGUCAGAAUACCUUCAUCUUUUUGUGGUAUUUAUGGUCUAAAAACAACUUGUGGAAGGUUUUCUGAUGAUGGCCAAUAUCCGCUUGCGCAUUCAGUUGCCGUAUCAGGCCCCAUGGCUGCAAGUGUGGACGAUUUAGCGUUAGCAUAUUAUGUCAUGGCUGGAAAAGAUCCAAAGGACCCCAAUACUUUGCAUCAGCCUUUGCCCACAUUACAUGGAUUUCACGUUACUAAUAAGUUAAGUGACUUGAAAAUUGGUGUUUAUUCAAUGUGGAAUAAGCAAGUGGAUAAUCCAGCCAUUACUACAGCAUUAAAUAAUUUUAUUGACGAAUUAAAACUUCGCGGCGCUAAAAUUAUUGAGAUUAAAAUUCCUGAACUUGAGGAAGCGCGAAUAGCACAUUUGCUUACUAUUGGUACUGAACUUACCACUGUCGCAAAGAGACAUAAGGAUAAGAUGCAUUUAUUUUCAUGUCCUACUCGUUCAAAUAUUAACGUAAUGAAAUUAGCCACUGCAUCAGAUUAUAUUGUGUCCCAACAAGUUCGUACACGAAUUAUGCGUACACUUAAUAACCUUUUCAGUAAUCAAGUUGAUCUAAUUUUGACUCCUGCAACUGCCAUUACCGCUCCAAAAAUUUACCCACGUGCAUUGGCACAUGGUGAAGUAGAUGUAACUAUGAUAUCUGAUAUAAUGAGAUUUGUUCAAUUGGCGAAUUUUGCCGGGGUUCCUGCUGUUUCUGUACCAGCUGGGUAUGAUGAUAAUAAUUUACCAAUUGGAUUACAAUUUAUUGCCAAGUGGUAUGAUGAAGCAACGUUGUUGCGGAUUGCUAAAACUUCCGAAGAAAUUUUAGGAAAUAGGAGGAAAAAACCUUCUGACAAAUUUUGGUUUGGUAAUUAUGUUCAAGAAGUUUCCGAAAAUUUUUUUGGAGAAUCUUGA
Molecule: messenger RNA, 1833 nt
Organism: Rhizophagus irregularis DAOM 181602=DAOM 197198
Lineage: Eukaryota; Fungi; Glomeromycota; Glomeromycetes; Glomerales; Glomeraceae
Source: RefSeq, a predicted model, not a curated record